Messenger RNA from Nerophis lumbriciformis (worm pipefish), 1460 nucleotides. Lineage: Eukaryota; Metazoa; Chordata; Actinopteri; Syngnathiformes; Syngnathidae. The record is from RefSeq and is a predicted model, not a curated record.
AACACUUCCGCCUUGUAAGAACGACCCUGCGUGCUUGUGUAUUUUUUAUUUAUCCUUUCUGCUGUUUUAGUUGUUAUUUAUUUAGUUCAUAUCGACGGAUAAAAUAGACAUCGCGGUUUAUUAGCGCGUUGUCUCAGUGCAUUUCUCUCUAGCUGUCUUAGCUUGUUAGUCGCUGACAAAGAGACGGGGAAGUUAGCCACACAUGCUAAGUGUUGUUCUUGUGUGAAAACUGCUGCUGCUAAAUAAAUAAUCGCAGUGUUACAAAUAACGUACGAGGACGAGGAGGAAAAAAGAAGAGAACGAGCGACAAAUGGAUUCACAAGCAGCAGACGCCGGUGAAGAAUAUCUUCCCCCCGAGCCACAUCCCCACCCUGUUGAAGAAGACGAAGAAGAAGAGGAGGAGGAGGAGGACGAGGAGCCCCCUUGCAUUAAAGAGGAAGAGGAGGAGCUCUGCAUCAGCCAGGACGACGCCGACGUCGACAAGUUGCCAGUUAUUCGUGUGAUUGUGAAGAGUGAAGAUGAAGCUCAGUGGUCGCAGCUUGACGACAGUCAGAGCGAGGAGAAGAGCGGAUCGGAAGCGGACAGCUUCUCAGAUAGUGACAACUCCACGUCACACUUUCCCGACACUGACAAUGAAAACUCUAAAGCUGACAACAAACACUUAAAACGCUCUCGAUGUGACCAAACGUUUGAUGACCACAUUGGAUUGGAGGAACACAGGACUUGUCAAACGGAGGACAAAACCUUCAGCUGCCCGUUUUGUGAUAAAAGCUUCCCCAGGAAUAGUAAUUUGAAAUUGCACAUGAGAACACACACUGGGGAGAAACCGUUUUCAUGCUCGGUGUGCGGCAAAAGAUUCUCUAUUAAGGGAAAUUUGAUGAAACACUCAAGCACACACACGGGAGAGAAACCCUUCCCCUGCCCGGUUUGCGGUAAACGAUUCUCCCGCAAGGGCAAUUUGAUGGCGCACACGAGGACUCACGCCGGGGAUAAACACCAGAAAACAUUUUCCUGCUCCGCCUGCGCGACGAGUUUCGGCAUGCGCUCGACGUUGUUGAGACACAUGAGAACGCACACCGGCGAGAAACCUUUUCCCUGCGCCAUUUGCGCGCAAACCUUCUCUCAAAAGGGACAUUUGAUGAGACACAUGAGAACGCACAGCGGGGAGAAACCGUUCCCCUGCUCCGUUUGCGGCAAAAGGUUCACUCAAAAGGGCAGUCUGAUGACGCACAUGAGAACACACACCGUGGAUAAGCCUUUUGCUUGUUCGGUCUGUGGACAGAAGUUCUCUCAAAAGGGCAAUUUAAUGAAACACCAGAGGACACACACUGGUGAAAAACCCUUCCGAUGUGAUGAGUGCACUAAAAGCUUCUCUUACAAGUAUCAGCUUAAUCGACAUGAGUGUGUUGGUGAGAAGAUCAGCAGUCAAUGAAUGUAAGAUGUGUUUCUUCCCUUUUAAA